Synchytrium microbalum is the source of this 687-nucleotide messenger RNA. RefSeq lists its product as uncharacterized. The record is from RefSeq and is a predicted model, not a curated record. Lineage: Eukaryota; Fungi; Chytridiomycota; Chytridiomycetes; Synchytriales; Synchytriaceae. Bases 1 to 687 code for a protein of 228 amino acids. The transcript is spliced from 4 exons.
AUGAGCAAAAUAGCUAAACCGGCCUCAAAGUACCCUAUGACCGAUUUACUAGCUGAGAUAGUAAACAAGCUCCAAAAGAACAGCCCUCUCAACCCAGACCAGACAGCUCGUAUCGCAAAUUCACUUCGGGCACAAGUUUUGGUCAGAGUCCAACAACUCGAGGAUCGUAUCAAUGGAGCCCACUACUUUAGUGAAGCAUCAAAGAGAACUGGUCUACCACCAUCGGCAUUCUUCUUACUUGCCGUUAUUGGAAUGAUUGUUGCUUUUGGUUUGGCUAUUCGGAGGGCUGGUGGACUUGUUUCGAAUGUCGUAGGUGUCCUCUUCCCCAUCUACGCUUCUCUGCGAACUAUUGAAAACAAGGAUCCUGAAGAAAUCACUCGUUGGAUCAGUUACUGGGCCUUCUACGGUCUCAUCACAGUCUUGGACACUGCCCGAGUCUCGUCAGCAUUGACCACCAAGUACAAAACCUUGUGGAACAUGUCCAAGAUUGGUGCCCUCUACUGGUUGCAAUCAUCUAAAAACUCGACGCUCUGCUAUAAGGCAAUCCGCCCAUCCUUGAUUUCGGCAAAGAUCUUGCCUGCUGGUACUAGUGCCGCUCGUCCAGUUUCAACUUCAGGAGCUACUAGUCCAACUGGAGGAUUUCAACAACCCAUUCAACCAUACUCUGUUGGUGGGCUUGUAAAGUAA